AUGUACUAUAUAUAUAUACCUGAGUACUCUCAAGUGGCGCGUAGUAUCGACCCGGAUAACAUAUUCCUCCCAAUUUUAAACGACCGAGUAUUGGCGCCAAGGAAGCUUGUCUUAAAUCUGGGCGUGAACUACGAGCCAACUCGCAACUCAAAUUCAACGUCAUCAAACGUCUCAUGGUACGCGAUGGGAUUGUUCACUCGAAGCAACUUCUCCCCGAAUGAAAUAGAGUUCGGCGCACGUCUUUUUGAGUUGAGAAGUUGGCCUCAUCAUCCACAAUUACCUCGAUCAUCUAGUGGCAAAUUCCCCUUUCUCCUAUCCCUACUCAUAUAUUUGGGCCUUCUCUCGGAAUCAACUCAACUGGGCCUUCUCGAACUCUCAGCAAUAGCAAGUGCAACGCAACCUCAAGAGACAAGCUUAUCUGGCACCAAGAAAAGAAAUGCCAUCAAACAUAAAGAGACGAUGUCAGGUUCCAUCGGAACUUCUAGUGAGAACUUCUUCAAGGACCUCAAAAGCAAAAGAUCAUGUUGA
Botrytis sinoallii is the source of this 528-nucleotide messenger RNA. RefSeq lists its product as uncharacterized. NCBI's taxonomy places the organism in Eukaryota, Fungi, Ascomycota, Leotiomycetes, Helotiales, Sclerotiniaceae. The coding region runs from base 1 to 528 and encodes 175 amino acids. The record is from RefSeq and is a predicted model, not a curated record. The transcript has 3 exons.